AUGGUUGUUGUGAAAGAAGUUCGGACUCGUUUGAGAAUCGAGAACAAGAUCAACAGGCAAGUCACUUUUGCGAAACGAAGGAAUGGACUGUUAAAGAAAGCUUAUGAGCUUUCUGUGCUUUGUGAUGCUGAGGUUGCUUUGAUCAUCUUCUCCAAUAGAGGAAAGCUGUACGAGUUUUGCAGUAGCUCUAGCAGCAUGCUAAAAACACUGGAGAGGUAUCAGAAAUGCAACUAUGGAGCACCUGAGCCGAAUAUCUCCACAAGGGAGGCACUGGAGUUGAGCAGUCAGCAGGAGUAUAUAAAGUUGAAAGCACGCUACGAAGCCCUACAGCGCACACAAAGAAACCUACUUGGGGAGGAUCUUGGUCCUUUGAACAGCAAGGAGCUUGAAUCACUUGAACGACAGCUUGAUAUGUCACUUAAGCAGAUCAGAUCAACACGGACCCAAGCAAUGCUGGAUACCCUCACGGAUCUUCAGCGCAAGGAGCAUGCCCUCAAUGAAGCUAACAGAAGUUUGAAACAACGGUUGAUAGAAGGAAGCCAAAUAAGUCUGCAAUGGAACCCAAAUGCUCAAGAUCAUCAUGUUGGGUAUGGGAGGCAACAACCUCAGCCUGAUGGCUUUUUUCAUCCCCUCGACUGUGGUGAACCCACACUACAAAUCGGGUACCCGAACGAUCCAAUAGCAGUUGCAACAGCGGGGCCAAGCGUGAGUAACAACUACAUAUCUGGCUGGUUGCCCUGA
Messenger RNA from Striga hermonthica, 741 nucleotides. The record is from the annotation of a GenBank genome assembly. NCBI's taxonomy places the organism in Eukaryota, Viridiplantae, Streptophyta, Magnoliopsida, Lamiales, Orobanchaceae.